Messenger RNA from Pipra filicauda (Wire-tailed manakin), 2836 nucleotides. RefSeq names its product cholinergic receptor nicotinic alpha 3 subunit (gene CHRNA3). The transcript is spliced from 6 exons. Gene Ontology annotation, biological process: monoatomic ion transmembrane transport; nervous system process; signal transduction. Gene Ontology annotation, molecular function: transmembrane signaling receptor activity; acetylcholine-gated monoatomic cation-selective channel activity. The record is from RefSeq and is a predicted model, not a curated record. Bases 311 to 1801 code for a protein of 496 amino acids. Gene Ontology annotation, cellular component: neuron projection; synapse; postsynaptic membrane. NCBI's taxonomy places the organism in Eukaryota, Metazoa, Chordata, Aves, Passeriformes, Pipridae.
GCACCAUUUGAAGGACUCUUGCCCAUUAUCCCUGCCAGAAGACUGCUCUUUGCCUACAAUAACAUCUGUUUGGCCUGCAAUUUGUUUGCCAUUUCCCCAGCUCUGACAGCCCGGGUAGCCAGGAAGGGGGCAGCACAGCAACCCUAAUGGGAGCUCACUGCGCAGAGCUGUUCAGGGUCCUGCCGGCUGCUGCUUCAGGCAUUUCACGCAUCGGAGGAGCGCAGCUCUCCCUGCUCCCUGUGCUCGCACAGUCCUGGCAGCGACGCUCGUCUCCAACAGCCUCUGUCGACAGGCAGUAAUUCAUAACACCAUGGAGAGCAUCCCCGCUCUCCUCCUGACUGCUGCUCUUUGCUUCCUCUGCCAAGGCUGCGGCGGCUCCGAGGCCGAGCACCGGCUCUACGCGGCGCUCUUCGAGAGCUACAACAAGUUCGUGCGCCCCGUCAAGAACGUCUCGGACCCGGUCAUCAUCCAGUUCGAGGUGUCCAUGUCGCAGCUGGUGAAGGUGGACGAAGUCAACCAGAUCAUGGAAACCAACCUGUGGCUGAAGCACAUCUGGAAUGAUUACAAGCUUCGGUGGAAUCCAGCAGACUAUGGAGGUGCUGAAUUCAUCCGAGUACCAUCUGGCCAGAUCUGGAAGCCAGAUAUUGUUUUAUAUAACAAUGCAGUUGGGGAUUUCCAGGUUGAUGACAAGACAAAGGCCCUACUAAAAUACACGGGUGAUGUGACCUGGAUACCUCCAGCUAUAUUUAAAAGCUCAUGUAAAAUAGAUGUAACCUACUUCCCAUUUGAUUAUCAGAACUGCACCAUGAAGUUUGGUUCCUGGUCUUAUGAUAAAGCCAAAAUUGACUUAGUUUUAAUUGGCUCCACAAUGAACCUGAAAGAUUACUGGGAGAGUGGAGAAUGGGCUAUUAUUAAAGCUCCUGGGUAUAAACAUGACAUCAAAUACAACUGCUGUGAGGAGAUAUACCCAGACAUCACAUAUUCUCUUUACAUUAGGCGUUUACCUUUAUUUUACACCAUCAACAUGAUUAUUCCCUGUCUGCUGAUUUCUUUUCUGACUGUAUUAGUUUUCUAUUUGCCCUCAGACUGCGGUGAGAAGGUGACACUCUGCAUAUCAGUCCUUCUAUCUUUAACAGUGUUCCUUCUUGUUAUCACAGAAACCAUACCUUCUACUUCCCUGGUAAUUCCCCUUAUAGGGGAAUACCUCCUUUUCACCAUGAUAUUUGUAACUCUAUCAAUUGUCAUCACGGUAUUUGUGCUGAAUGUGCACUACAGAACACCCAAGACACACACGAUGCCCGUGUGGGUGAGAACCAUUUUCCUGAACUUACUUCCCAGGAUCAUGUUCAUGACAAGGCCUGCCAGUGAUGAAGACAACAACCAGAAGCCAAAGCCACCGUUCACUUCUGAGUUUUCAAACCUUAAUUGCUUCAGCAGUUCUGAAGCCAAAUGCUGCAAAGAUGGCUUUGUGUGUCAAGACAUGGCAUGCAGCUGCUGCCAGUACCAACGCACCAAGGUCUCGGAUUUCAGUGGCAACCUCACCAGGAGUUCAAGCUCUGAGUCUGUGGAUCCCCUGCUUUCAUUUUCAGUUCUGUCACCAGAAAUGAGAGAUGCUAUUGAAAGUGUGAAAUAUAUUGCAGAAAAUAUGAAAAUGCAGAACGAAGCAAAAGAGAUUCAGGAUGAUUGGAAAUACGUUGCCAUGGUCAUCGAUCGUAUUUUUCUGUGGGUUUUCAUCCUGGUAUGUAUUCUAGGAACAGCAGGGUUGUUUUUACAACCUCUGAUGGCUGGAGAUGAGAUGUAAAGGUUUAAAUAAUAUGUUGUGAAAUCAAAUAAAACUGCCAACCAACUCUGUAUCACCACCCCAGCACCCCAUGUCUCUUCCAUGUGCAGCAGAAUAAGGAACUCUCAGCUCUGCUUGAUGAAGAAGGCUUUGUUAAAAGGGUGGGAAAAGAAAUGAUUUUGAACCUUUAUGACAGCUAAUCUCCACGGAACAGGAGCUGUGCUUUUACAGCUCCUUCUUGCCACAACAGGAAGUGAUGUAGGUAGAACAUUAAACUUUAUAGGAAUGGUUUAAGAAGGGGUGAAUAAAGAAAUGGAAAAUCACAUGAAUAUUUGGAAAGUAAAGAAGGGUUGAAUGCUUUGGGCUGUUUUCAUGAGUCUGGCACCAAGAGUCUUGAGCCCACGACAGGACCUUCUGGAAGAAGCUCAUCCUGAGUUCCAUGAAUGCCCUCAUGUGGAUGGGAUGGUUGGGAAGGCACAGGUACCAAAGUGCUGGAACGCAGACAUCACCACCUGGAGUGUAAACUGCCCCACAGCGUGGGAAGAAAGGACCGAGGGCAGGUUUGUUCCAAAAGAAAGCAAAUUGAAAUGCAGAUGAUGGUAACAGAGCAGCCAGGAAGUAAACUCUGCACAUCCCCACAGUGUAAUGGAUGUGGAGGCUGGCAGGAAAAAAAGCUACUCAAACCUAGUGAUGUUUAGAGUUGUGUACAAGUCAAACACACGCUGGGACAGUCUGCAGGUGGUGCAAAGGAUCAAAACACUCUGAUGGGAUAGUCUGGAUACAGAGGCAAAGGGGUUUAUGACAAGGGAAGGCAGGGAGACACAAAAUAGUCCUGUAAAGUAUGCUAAAAAUCACUGCUUAGGCAUAUGUAUCUUCAUUUUUUUAAUCAGCAACUGCAAGUUAUUUAAGAGCAUGAAUAAAGAAUGCAACAAAAUACUGUAAUGAGAACAUAUUUUGUACAAAUAUUAACUGUUCUCUCUGUACCAACCUUUUGGAAAUACAGUGUAUCAAGUGGUGUGACAUUUAUGAAAAUAAAGAGAAUCAAACUGUUGAAAA